Messenger RNA from Aspergillus heteromorphus CBS 117.55, 1126 nucleotides. RefSeq lists its product as uncharacterized. Bases 1 to 1077 code for a protein of 358 amino acids. The transcript is spliced from 2 exons. Lineage: Eukaryota; Fungi; Ascomycota; Eurotiomycetes; Eurotiales; Aspergillaceae. The record is from RefSeq and is a predicted model, not a curated record.
AUGCAUCACAUCUGUUGGAUCUGCGGCUGGUACCUGGACGGAUCCGCGUUUCCGGAAGCCCUGGAGAAGGGAAAGUCAAGAGGAUGGAGCUGGAACCCCUUCAGGACGAGAAAGAUGUUCUUCCGUUCGUUCCAUGAACAGUGGACAUCGCAUGCGAGAGCAUUCGUUGCUGGUACGCGGCCGUCGACGCACCGAUACCCCCUCACAUGGUUGCAUUUGUUUCGGGCAAUUAUAUACAGCCGAGACGACAACCAGCUGUACAAGCGCGGCUACCAUCUCUCGGGCGUGGGAUAUUACCCCGGCGCUGUGAACGACCGCAUGAUGUACGUCCCGAGAGAUCCAGAGGCAACGUUGCUGGGCGCGUUGUGGCACGAUAAAGCCACCGUCGCCGCCAUGACGCCCGAUCCGAUCACCGAGUUCGGAGCGUCGGAGUCCUGCAGGUUGCAGUGCGUUCUGGUCCAUUCGCGAUGUUGGGACUUCGUGCAGCGUCAGACGGGCCCCGCCGGGGGACUGGAUCUGGAGCUUCUCGUCAAGGGCCUCAUGGUCCUGCGGCCACAGUGGAAUUCUUCGGCAAAGCCAAAGCCAGCAGACCCGAAGAUGUUCCCGGACCACCGCCCUGAUGAGAAAGGCAACCUCCGCGGUAUUCUCGAAGCAGACCCCGUAUACAACGACAACGUGCGUUGUGCGCUCCUGGCCAGUAUCCGGUUCUCUACUGUUUGCAGAAGACGUUUCCCGCUGCGGCACAUCUUCAGGGAGCGGUUCGGCGUUCCGAUCGAGAUUAUAUACGAGAUCUGCGACUUCCUCGAGUUAGCUGAUAUACACCACCUGCUUCUCGCUUUUGAGGAACGGCUCCCGGUCACGUACUGGGAGAAGUAUGUUCCGUUUCAUCUCAUUUUCGAAACGGAGGGCCUGGAGAUGGAUGCCGACAGCAUAAUGGGUUUUGCGGUGAAGUAUCAUGGCCGUUGGAUGGAACGAGAGCGGAUAAGCAUAUUGAACAGACGCAGGAGGUCGUUGAUCUGGUCGUAUCUGGAGCGCAGGAUGGCUUUGGCGGCGAGCGAGGCGAGCAGGGCAGGAUGAGGCUGUUGUUUCUUCCCUCAAAUUGUCUUUCUUUCUGCUAGGAGUUUGG